Molecule: messenger RNA, 2653 nt
Organism: Pocillopora meandrina
Lineage: Eukaryota; Metazoa; Cnidaria; Anthozoa; Scleractinia; Pocilloporidae
Source: the annotation of a GenBank genome assembly
CUAUGACAUAGAAGUAUGCGAGGAUUGUGAAUGCGACAGUCUUAAAAUAAGUAACACCUACGAUGAUUUAGACCAGCCACUUGUUAGAACCGAAAGACCCGAUUGUGGACGAUACAGUUACAACUAUUUGUACGAGUAUCUCUUUUUCGUCGGUUGGAGCGAAACGAUUUUUAAAAAAGUUCCAGGAUCGAUUGCCUACAUUCGUUUCGUGUCGGAUGAUACUGAAAAUUACAAAGGAUUCAAUCUCACCUUUAUGGCUGGCUCAAGCCCAGGUAAGGGGUAAAUGAACCAACCAAUAAAAGAGACCUUGUUUGAUGAUGAACGUAGCAACUUAUUAUGUCAUAGGAUGCAAAUAUAAUUAUUGCUGGUAUUUCAUUAUACGUUUUAGUCCUUUGUUCCCUUUCCUUAUCUUAUUUGUUUUAAGUCGCGACAAAACCGCCUUACUAACUAUGUUAUUCGGAAACAAGACUGUCUCUUUAUACCGAGGUUCGAUUUCAGAUAUAUGAGACAAUAACUCGCAAUUCGAGGCUCAUCUCUAAGGACUCUUGUUAUCUACCACGACAAAUUGGCAGUGGUGUCCAACUUUAAUAAUUAUAAAGAAGUGCGUAAAUGCUUGAGAAUGUUUCAGAUAUAAUGUUCAACUGUAUAGCGUUAAUUAUUCUAAAAUUAAUCAUCAUAAUAAAUUUGAUGCUUUACGGUACCUUCAGUUUUAAUAUAAACAAUUCUUAUUUAUCUUAGUUUUACUUAAUAGACACACGAACCCACAAGAAAGUGGCUUUCAGCUUUUUGUUUCGUAUUUAAGGUUCUAUCUAUCUAUCUAUCUACCUACCUGUCUAUCUAAUUAUUACUAAACAAGACCAAAACAAAAGCAAGGAAAAAUGAAAGUAAACGUGCUGAAAAGGCAAUGGAAAAAGUACUUUUUAGGCAGUAAAAAGAAAGCUUUAUUUACUUUUCAGAGGGUCUCUCAAACUAUCUCAAAGUAUCCGAAGACGAAACUAUUGCAUUUGGCACGCCAAAGGCUGGGGCCCAGAAUUACCCAUCAAAUUACACAGAGCAGUGGUUCUUAAUUGUUCCUGAGGGAAGGCAAGUCCAGAUAGACCUCGACACGUUUGAUCUGGAGGAUAGUAAAGACUGCAGAAAUGAUUACAUUGAGUUCCGUGAAGCAUAUGUUACGGCUGAAGAUCCCAGAACCAUCGCUGGUCAGUACGGUCCAAUACUGUCCAAACGAAUGUGUGGAAAAACCAAGCCAAGUUCAAUACGGAGUAAAGGAAGCAUUGUCUGGGUUCAGUUCAAAAGUGACAGCAACUCUUUCACGGUUUACAAGGGAUUCAAAGCUUCAUUUAAAGCAGGUUUGUAUUAAAUCACCGCUGGUUUUUAUCAUUAUCAUUUUUAUGUUACAUGAUAUUUAGGGGAAACCAGCCUUGGUAAUAAAUAAAGUAAACUGGACUUCGUUUUUGUUAUUUUUUUAAAAAAGCUGUUACCUAUUUUCUUAGUCUUCCUCUCUACUAUGUAAGUCUGACAGUCCAAGACGAGACUUCCCCUUUCUUUCCAGAUAAUACGCUGGCUCCUUACCCUCCCCUGAAAGCUGUAAAACGUAAUUGGCGCGGAAUACGAGGCUUUAGGCUUAUAGCCGUCAUCCGAAAGCCACAGGAGGCUAAUCGUUCGCAGAUGUCAUGUUUAAGAUGGCACAUUUUACUACGUUAUUUUAAAGUAAGGCCUCACUCGUUGAGCAAGUUGCCAUCAAACUGAUGAAAAUGUCUUUAGCUAUGAAUAUUACUUAAAACAAAUAAGAUAAGGAAAGGGAACAAAGGACUAAAAUGUAUAAUGAAAUACCACCAAUAAUUAUAUUUGCAUCUUAUGACGUUAUAAGUUGCUACGUUCAUCAUCAAACAAGGUCUCUUUAAUUCGCACGAACCUUGUAGGAGUAGUAACCAUAAAGUGUCAUAUGAUGCAAUGACGCAGCGUGCGUAAGAAUGCAGUUUCAAAAUGGUUGAUAUCUUUAAAUUUUUCUUCCAGUGCUUGUUCACUUUCAGACAAAAUAUUGUACCAAAAUGUGGUAAAGCACCCGUCGUUAUUAUUCGCCAGGGGAGGGGAGGAAGGGGGUCGGAGAAUUUUGGUUGUGUCACGAUAACAUUUUCCUAAUGACCCCAUGAGGCUCUGUAAUAUUCUAAUUGUCCCACCGCCCCACCCCCAUUGGCAGUUCGUUGGCAGUCAACUUUCUAUAGGCCCCCCCUAAAACUCUGUCGGCGAUGACUGAUCCUUCCUGCCUUCCCCUUGAAAACCAUGUGAUCCCCUUCAAAAUUCUCGCCCCCCACCCUUUCCUCGGGUGAUAAUAAUGAAUGGCCCUUGACAACAAUAAAAUAACACUCAAGCUGCAGCAAAGUGUAUACAUAAAUGAUAAAUAUCUUGUUUUGACACCUAUCGUUUUGAUUUUUUUAUUUUGUAGGACAAGGAAGAUUGUCUGUCAGCAACCCGUCGACGCUUCUUUUCGCCUCAGUUCUGAUGAUAGUUGCGUCAAAGAACAACUUGUUCUAAUCCCAUCAAGUGUGUUUGAGUUUGAUCCAACUCUUUUGUGUUGAGUCGUUUUCAUUAUAUGCUUUUAGUUUGAAUACCUUGCACCAUAUAGGCGUAACUCUUGAAUAAUACCAAAAAA